Coffea arabica (coffee) is the source of this 1218-nucleotide messenger RNA. RefSeq names its product WAT1-related protein At3g28050. Gene Ontology annotation, molecular function: transmembrane transporter activity. Gene Ontology annotation, cellular component: membrane. The record is from RefSeq and is a predicted model, not a curated record. NCBI's taxonomy places the organism in Eukaryota, Viridiplantae, Streptophyta, Magnoliopsida, Gentianales, Rubiaceae.
UCUGUAGGGGACCGUUCAGGAGCGGUCGUCCUCAGAAGGACCGCUCCUGCCCCGUAUCCCUCUGUUUCACAUACACACUCUUCAAGAGGCAGGGAGGUUGCAGAGCAAGAACGCCAAGAAAAACAUGGAGAAGAUGAAGAGCGUAGCCCCAUACUUGGGGAUGGUAAUAGCACAAACUGCUCAAGUAGGCCUAAUUAUUGUAAGCAAAGAAGCCAUGUCAAAUGGGAUGUCCAAAUACGUUUUUGUCACCUACUCCAACGCUCUUGCUUCCCUAAUUCUCCUCCCCACUUCUUUUCUAGCCCACAGAUCAAAUAGGCCUCCCCUCACUUUCAAACUGGUCAGUGGGUUUUUCUUGCUGGGUGUUCUGGGGUGCACUGCUCAGGUAACAGGAUAUGCUGGAAUUGACUAUACCUCUGCGUCAUUUGCUUCUGCAAUGCUCAACCUCAUCCCUGGUUUCACAUUUGUUCUUGCUGUAAUUUUCAGGAUGGAGAAAGUAGAUUGUAGAACCUCAAGUACUAUUGCCAAAUCAAUUGGUACCAUAGUGUCAAUUGCUGGAGCCUUCAUUCUGAUUCUCUACAAGGGCCUCCCAAUCCUGAUGGCCUCAUCAUCUCCAAUAACCCAUUAUGAUCUUCUAAACCAGCAACAAUCCAACUGGGUCUUGGGUGGACUUUUUCUUGCUAUAGACUGUUUAGCGGCUUCAAUGUUUAUCAUUGUACAGGCACUUAUCCUGAAGGAUUUCCCAGCAGAUUUGAUCAUGGUCUUCUUCUACUGCUUCUUUGUGGCCAUUCUAUCUGCAGGGAUUUCUCUCGUUUCAGGUGACAAACUAAGUGCUUGGACAUUACAACCUACUAUGAGACUGCUUACUAUUUUAUACUCAGGAAUUUUUGGUUCUGCUCUACAAGUCAGUUUGUCUACAUGGUGUGUUCACAAAAAGGGACCCCUUUUUGUUACUAUGUUUCAUCCCCUGGGCAUAGUCAUUGCAGCUGCCUUUAAUAUUAUCAUUUCAAAAGAUGCUUUUUAUGUUGGGAGUUUGGUGGGGUCAAUUCUUAUUGUCAUUGGGUUUUACUCUGUGAUGUGGGGAAAAGCAAGAGAAGGGAAGGUUGUUGAGGACCAAUUGCGAGGAAGCACAGUAUUCAAUGCUGAAAGUUCUCCCCUUUUGCAAAAUCAAGAUCCCUAAAGAUUGAAGAUUAGUAUGUAUCUAUUGCCACAGAAGUAGAG